UUAUUAUCUAUUCAAGAUUUGGUUUAAUGCAUUUAUAAUUGUCAUUCAUUUAAUUUAAAGUAAAUUGUUUACUAUGCUUAAUAGUGUUUCUAUUGUGUAAACAAAUCAACAUAAGUUGGACAACAUAAAAUAAAAAAAUUUGACGGUCAACAUUCUAAUAGUUUGAAGGAUCAUGUAAAAAUCAUUAAUGCAUUGGAACUCUUAAACCAACAUCAGAAGAACGCGUGAAAUUUUGUCAAUCAAUUCAUCAAUUUGUCUCUUCUAAUGGCUUAUAUUGAUGGGGAUGGGGGUAACUCCCGCUUGGCUGUCGAACGUAUUUAUCAGAAAAAGACACCGCUUGAACAUGUCUUAUUGCGACCUGAUACUUACAUUGGCUCUGCUGAGCCUCAAGAACAAGAAAUGUGGGUUUAUGAUGGAGAAGAAACUGGAAUGGUUUAUCGAAAAAUCACUUUUGUUCCUGGUUUAUAUAAAAUAUUUGAUGAAAUCUUGGUUAACGCUGCUGAUAAUAAACAAAGAGACCCCGGCAUGGACAUAAUCAGAGUCGACAUUAAACCAGAAGAGAAUAAAAUAGUAAUCUAUAACAAUGGAAAAGGUAUACCAGUUGUGGAGCAUAAAGAUGAAAAAAUGUACGUUCCAACUAUGAUUUUUGGCCAUUUAUUAACUUCCUCUAAUUAUGACGAUAAUGAGCGAAAAGUGACUGGCGGUAGAAAUGGUUAUGGUGCUAAGCUUUGCAACAUUUUCAGUAAUAAGUUUGUAGUUGAAACAUCAAGCAAAGAAUAUAAACUGGCAUUUAAACAAACCUGGACAAAUAACAUGUCUAAACCAGUUGAUGCUAAAAUUGUGCCUGCUACUGGUGAUGAUUUUACGCGCGUAACAUUUUAUCCUGAUUUAUCAAAAUUUCGUAUGGAUCGACUCGAUGAAGACAUUGUUGCUCUUUUCUCUCGUCGUGUUUGGGAUAUAGCUGGAUCUUCGAAGGGAGUUAAAGUGUAUCUAAAUGGUAAAAGAUUGCCUGUUAAAAACUUCAAAGAUUAUGUAGAUUUAUACAUAAAGGAUAAAAUGGAUGAAAGUGGUAGUCCAUUAAAGAUGGCUUAUGAAGAUUGCCAUGAAAGAUGGCAAAUUGCUGUAACGCUCAGUGAUCGUGGUUUUCAACAGGUCAGUUUUGUUAAUAGCAUAGCUACAACAAAAGGAGGUCGACAUGUUGAUCAUGUUGUCGAUCAAAUAAUUCCAAAACUUACUGAAGCAAUCAAGAAAAAGAAUAAAGCCAAAGUCGAUGUUAAACCGCACAUGAUAAAAUCGCAUUUAUGGGUAUUUGUUAAUUGUCUCGUUGAAAAUCCAUCUUUCGAUUCUCAAACCAAGGAAAAUAUGACUCUUCAGAUGAAAAAAUUUGGUUCUAAAUGUUCACCGAGUGACAAAUUUUUCAACUCAGCUAUGAAAAUUGGAAUAGUUGAAGCCAUUUUGGUUGUAGCAAUGGCCAAAGCUGAGAAAGCAAAAGGUAGUCAGUGUUCAGCUAAAAAACAGUCGCGCUUACUUGGUAUACCCAAAUUGGAAGACGCUAAUGAUGCCGGUGGUCCUCGAUCAAUUGACUGUACUCUUAUUUUAACUGAAGGAGAUUCUGCAAAAAGUCUUGUCAACUCUGGUUUCAGUGUUAUUGGAAGAGAUAAAUAUGGUGUUUUCCCUUUGAAAGGUAAACUUCUCAAUGUUCGUGAAGCAAACCACAAACAAAUUCUUAACAAUGCCGAAAUUCAAAAUUUGAUAAAAAUUACUGGACUCGAUUAUCGUAAAAAAUACGAAUCAGAAGCGGAAUUGAAAACCCUGCGUUAUGGUAAACUGAUGAUUAUGACUGAUCAAGAUCAAGAUGGUUCUCAUAUUAAGGGUUUACUCAUCAACUUUAUCCACCAUAAUUGGCCUAAUUUAGUUAAAUUGCCAUACUUGGAAGAAUUUAUAACUCCCAUUGUACGAGCUCGAAAAGGAACUAUGGUCAAGUCCUUUUAUUCACUACCCGAGCUGGAAGAAUGGAAGAAAGAAACUCCAAAUUGGAAAACAUGGAAUGUAAAAUACUACAAGGGUUUGGGUACAUCAACUGGUAACGAAGCUAAAGAAUACUUUUCUGAUUUAGAAAGACAUCGUAUCUUGUUCAAGUAUCAAGGCCCUGAAGACGAUCAUUCGGUUUUAUUAGCAUUUAGUAAAAAGAUGGUUGAUCAAAGAAAAGAUUGGUUAACUAACAGCAUGGAAGAUAGGAAACGCCGUCGAGAAUUGGGUUUACCUGAAGUUUAUCUUUAUGGAAAAGAGACUAAAACUGUUACUUAUAAAGAUUUUGUCAACAAAGAGUUAGUACUUUUCAGUAACUUGGAUAAUGAACGAUCUAUUCCAUCCAUGAUGGAUGGCCUUAAACCAGGACAACGAAAAGUACUUUAUUCAUGCUUUUUCCGAAAUCUUAAAAAAGAAAUCAAAGUUGCUCAAUUGGCUGGUACAGUUGGUGAAGUUUCAUGUUAUCAUCAUGGUGAAGCUUCACUUAUGGCAACUAUUAUAAAUUUGGCUCAAAAUUUUGUUGGAAGCAACAAUAUUAACCUUCUCAUGCCCCUUGGUCAAUUUGGUACACGUUUACUUGGUGGUAAAGAUGCGGCCAGUCCUCGUUACAUUUUCACUAAGUUAAGUCCAUUAGCUCGUAAAAUAUUUCCCAUACUUGAUGAUCCUUUACUCAAUUAUCUAUAUGAUGAUAACAGUAAAGUUGAACCCGAAUAUUAUGUACCAGUUCUUCCAAUGGUUUUGGUGAACGGUGCUGAAGGUAUUGGUACAGGUUGGAGUACAAAAAUUCCCAAUUUCAAUCCUCGAGAUCUUAUCGAGAAUUUGAAGCGACUCAUUUCCGGGGACGAACUCAAACCAUUAAAACCUUGGUUUAAAGGUUUUCGUGGAUCAAUUGAUAAAGUUGAUCAUCAGAGGUAUGUUGUAAGUGGAGAAGUUUCAGCUCUUGAUGAUUGUAGGAUAGAAAUCACAGAGCUUCCUGUUCGUACAUGGACACAGAGUUACAAAGAGAAUGUUCUCGAGCCUAUGCUUCGAGGAACUGAUAAAACGCAACCAUUUAUAACUGAUUAUAAAGAAUAUCACACUGACGUGACGGUCAAGUUUGUCAUUUCAAUGACUCCUGAAAAUUUGGCUCGAGCAGAAGAACAAGGAAUUCACAAAGUAUUCAAACUUCAAACCACUUUUUCGACAACUUCAAUGGUUUUAUUUGACCACAAUGGGUGUAUAAGAAAAUAUGAAACACCAGAAGAUAUUUUGAAAGAGUUUUAUGAAGUCAGAUUGGAAUAUUAUCAAAAGAGAAAAGCUUAUUUAGAGGGAAUGUUGGAAGCAGAAGCGCUGAAAUUAAUGAAUCAAGCUCGUUUCAUUUUGGAGAAAAAUGAAGGUAGAUUGAAGCUGGAAAAUGUCAAGAAAAAAGAUUUAGUUCGUACAUUGAUUGAGAGAGGUUAUGAUACUGAUCCAGUAAAAGCUUGGAAAGCAAAAAACAAUUUAACCGAAGGUGAUUUUGACAAUGAUGAAGAUGAGCGUGUAACUGAUGAGCCCACUGGAGCUUUUGAUUAUGACUAUUUAUUGGACAUGACAAUGAGAUGCAUGUUGAAAGAGAAAGUCGAUGAACUAUUGAAACAACGAGACACCAAGAAGGCUGAACUGGACGAAUUGAGACAGAUAAGUCCAGAAACUUUAUGGCUCAGAGACUUGGAUGAUUUGCUCAUGGAAUUAGAAAAAGUAGAAGAUAAGGAAAAAGAAGACGCUGAGAAGGCGGUAAUGCUGAAAAGUCCACUUAAAAGUCAACAGACUAAAGGUAAAGGUCGAAAAGCUAAUCUUGUUUCUUCCGAUACAAAACCUUCUGAAAAUGCUAGAAAAAUACCACCAACUAUUGAUUACGAGUCUUACAAAAGGAAGGAUGCACUGAAUGAGAGUGCUAAAAAGAUAUUGAAGAAAACUAGAGGAAUAGAUGAAGGAAGAGAUGAUGAAGAUGAAGAAAAUAAAGAUUCUGACGAUGAUCUCGGCAUUGACUUGAACAAAUCUUUAGCAGAAAGAAUAGGAUUAACUCCUGAAAUGGUUGAAGCUAAAAGGAAACCCACAGCAACAAAAAGUGAUACUCCGAAAGUUGCUAAACCUCGAACACCCAAAGCAAGUAAAACAUCUGACUCUACACCGAAAAAGAAAUCUGUCAAUGGUUCAAAGACUAAAAAGAAAGGAUCUGCUUCCAAAGGUAAAACUAAAAACCCUUGGUCAUCUGGUUCUGAAGAUGAAGAUGAAACUGACUCACCACCUGAUAAUGAUUUUUCUGAUGAUGAUUACGAAUCUUUUACAACACCAGUGAAAAAACCUAAAGUUUCAAGAAGAUCCAGUCCGCCACCUUAUCAUGAACCCGCAGACUCUCCUCCACCUCCUUUAGAAAAGAGUGCAGAAGAUCGGACUGGUGCACCUUAUUCAUGGGAAAAAGAAUCAAUUCAGGAAGCUAAAUCAAAAGUUAGAUUCAAUUCUGGUAGCAGUGUUGAUUCUCUUUCCUUGAAACCAGCGAAAACAUCUCAAAAUGUGACAAGUGAGCAAUUGUUUGAUAAUGUUUUUGGCUCAAAGCCGUCCAAUAGCAGCAAUUUAAGUACUUCAAAUAAACCAUCAUCUCCAUAUUCAGUCAGCCCACCUUCACCGUCAUCACCUGAACCAAUACUUCAAUCAUCUUCACAACGAUCAUAUUCACCAGACAUAUCCACAAAUGGAAAAAAUCAUGAAACAGUAGACAUAAGUUCGCCCCAACCUCAUCUUUCUACUUCUAAAAGUGUCAAUGGUUCUUCGAAAGAGCCCAAAAAAACUAAAGUAAAAGCAACUCCAGCUAAGCGCAAAAAGAAAGACCCUGUCUCAGAUGAUUCCGAUUUCGAAGUUUCCUCUAAAAAAAGUAAAAAACCAAGCGCUAAAAAACCUGCUAGGAAGCCGAAAAAGAUCGAAUCAUCCGAUUCUGAGGCAUCAAUUAUUGAAACCAAUGAACCUCCUGAAGAACCCGAAAUUUGCAUUUCUAAUUUUAUGUCAUCCACAAGGAUGGGUCGAUCUAAAAAACCAAUUAGAUAUGAUGUUGAUCUCUCAACUGAUGAGGACGACUACUAGUAAAUAGUGUUCAGCAAAUAUGAGACAGCUAAUAAUAAUACCAAAUGACGAUGAGUCUCAUAAUUUAUUCACAUUGGCAAUCAACAAUGUAAAUUCAUUCAGUAUGAUUUUAUUUAUUAAUGGAACUCGCAUUUAAAAAUUUCCAUGAUUCAGUAUAAGAAGGCAUUUAAAAGUUCAGCAUUUAAAAGUUCAUACCAUUAUCAAUUAUCAAAAAUCAUCUCAUCAUUGUAUAUCCUAUUCCAAUAUCAGCUUAUUUAACUUUUUUUAUAAUAAAUUAAAUAAAAUUGACGAUGAAAAUUUUCUUAAUUAUCUUUGAAUGCAUAAAAUUGAACAGGUUGCAGUGUUAAUGGUCGUAGAGUAAGCGUUAAUAAUGUCGGAGUAAUAAUCAGUAAUGUUGGCAAUCCUGGUUGUUCACAGUUCUGGUUGUUGUGAAAGUGGCGUGUAAAACGAUAU
Molecule: messenger RNA, 5577 nt
Organism: Tetranychus urticae (two-spotted spider mite)
Lineage: Eukaryota; Metazoa; Arthropoda; Arachnida; Trombidiformes; Tetranychidae
Source: RefSeq, a predicted model, not a curated record